UUAAAUCCAGAACUGGUCAGCAGACCAAAAUCAAAUGGGUCGUCAACAUAGUGUACUAUAUUCUGCAGGUAAGUGACCUAGAGCUGAUUUAUUUUAAAUUUUUUAAAACAUUUAUUGGUAUAUUUUCAUAGUAGCUAGGAUUAUUUCACAAUCUUGCAAUAGGAAACUAUGCAAAUAUUUAAUAGAGAUAUGGGACUGUGGAUGAUGACUGACAGAUGAACAGUCCAAUGGGAGCAAGUGGCAGAGAGUGACGUCCCUCCCAUCCCCUUCCCUUCCGUCUCUCCCAGGCUGUGCUAAUGAUCUCUCUGAUCUGGAAGUACUAUGCUGACCCAGUGACGGUCCUGCCCAGUAAGUGGAUUUCUCCUCUAGAGCGAAUGGUGGCCUUCCCAUCUGGAGUAGCAGGUAAAACCGAUUACAGCACCUGCCCUGAGAGGGGCUUUAACACCAGCAGGGGUUUAGGCUCAAAUGGCACCCUAUUCCUUAUAUAGUGCACUACCUUUGACCAAAGGACACUCUUCAAAGUAGUGCAUUAUUUACAUUUUAGUCAUUUAGCAGAUGCUCUUAUCCAGAGCGACUUACAGUAGUGAGUGCAUACAUUUUCAUACUAGUCCCCCAUGGGAAUCGAACCCACAACCCUGGCAUUGCAACCGCCAUGCUCUACCAACUGAGCUACACGGGACUAUUAUAUUAUAUAGGGAAUAGGGUGUUAUUUCAGACACACAGGGACUGGCUAGGUGAUUUUGCUCUGAUAUUUCAGGAUAACUGAACUUACUGUACAGUAUAUAGCCUACACUACUGUACAACCGAAUGGCAAACGUACUGCAAAUUGAGAAGUCGUGACUAAACUGAAUAAAAAGAAGAAGAAACUACACUAUGAAACAAAGAGAAAUGACAUGAAGAAUGAUAGUAAAAAGCUUUGGAGCACCUUAAAUGAAAUUUUGGGCAAAAAGGCAAACUCCGCUCCAUCAUUCAUUGAAUCAGAUGGCUCAUUCAUCACAAAACCCACUGAUAUUGCCAACUACUUUAAUUAUUUUUUCAUUGGCAAGAUUAGCAAACUUAGGCAUGACAUGCCAGCAACAAACGCUGACACUACUCAUCUAAGUAUAUCUGACCAAAUUAUGAAAGACAAGCAUUGUCAUUUUGAAUUCCGUAAAGUAAGUGUGGAAAAGGUGAAAAAAGUAUUAUUGUCAAUCAACAAUGACAAGCCACCGGGGUCUGACAACUUGGAUGGAAAAUUACUGAGGAUAAUAGCGGACGAUAUUGCCACUCCUAUUUGCCAUAUCUUCAAUGUAAGCCUACUAGAAAGUGUGUGCCCUCAGGCCUGGAGGGAAGCAAAAGUUAUUCCCCUACCUAAGAAUAGUAAAGCCCCCAAAGCCUAAUGUUUCCACCUCCAUGUUUGACGUGGGGAUGGUGUUCUUGGGGGUCAUAGGCAGAAUUCCUUUUCCUCCAAACACGGCGAGUUGAGUUGAUGCCAAAGAGCUUGAUUUUGGUCUCAUCUGACCACAACACUUUCACCCAGUUCUCCUCUGAAUCAUUCAGAUGUUCAUUGGCAAACUUCAGACGGCCCUGUAUAUGUGCUUUGUUGAGCAGGGGGACCUUGCGGGCGCUGCAGGAUUUCAGUCCUUCACGGCGUAGUGUGUUACCAAUUGUUUUCUUGGUGACUAUGGUCCCAGCUGCCUUGAGAUCAUUGACAAGAUCCUCUGUGUAGUUCUGGGCUGAUUCCUCACCGUUCUCAUGAUCAUUGCAACUCCACGAGGUGAGAUCUUGCAUGGAGCCCCAGGCCGAGGGAGAUUGACAGUUCUUUUGUGUUUCUUCCAUUUGCAAAUAAUCGCACCAACUGUUGUCACCUUCUCACCAAGCUGCUUGGCGAUGGUCUUGUAGCCCAUUCCAGCCUUGUGUAGGUCUACAAUCUUGUCUCUGACAUCCUUGGAGAGCUCUUUGGUCUUGGCCAUGGUGGAGAGUUUGGAAUCUGAUUGAUUGAUUGCUUCUGUGGACAGGUGUCUUUUAUACAGGUAACAAGCUGAGAUUAGGAGCACUCCCUUUAAGAGUGUGCUCCUAAUCUCAGCUCGUUACCUGUAUAAAAGACACCUGGGAGCCAGAAAUCUUUCUGAUUGAGAGGGGGUCAAAUACUUAUUUCCCUCAUUAAAAUGCAAAUCAAUUUCUAACAUUUUUGACAUGUGUUUUUCUGGAUUUUUUUGUUGUGGUUAUUCUGUCUCUCACUGUUCAAAUAAACCUAACAUUAAAAUUAUAGAGUGAUAAUUUCUUUGUCAGUGGACAAACGUAUAAAAUCAGCAGGGGAUCAAAUACUUUUUCCCCUCACUGUAUGUGGUAGUAGAGUAGAGGCCUGAGGGUACACACUUAAUAUGUUGUGAAUUCUGUUAUGAAUGUAUUGUAAUGUUUUUAAAAAUGUAUAACUGCCUUAAUUUUGCUAUACCCCAGGAAGAGUAGCUGCUGCCUUGGCAGCAGCAAAUGGGGAUCCAUAAUAAAUACAAAUACUUUGCACCUGUAGCUUCCUUUAGGUAUGCAGAUACCCCUACUGUUGAUAUAACUGAACAGUAAUGGAUGUAAAUGAGGAUUGUGUUUGUGCUAUUCAACCCAUUCAACUCAAUCCAUUCAACUCAAUGUCUGUUUUGUUUUAAAGCUCAAAGAGAGCAGAUGUUUCCUCAGCUCUGUUUAAAUCAUAAAGUCUGUUUCUCUAAGAACAGUAAUACCUAUGGAUCACUUCUAAAUCCCUGCCGGUGGAUUUGUCAAAUCUUUAUGAUUUAAGUUGUUUAGCUUGAUCUGUGAUUUUGAGAAUCUUGAACAUUUACCUAUUUAAAUGAGGUUAGAUUACAUUGAUCUGGUCUCUGGGACUAUAUCUCUCUGUAUCUAAAUGGUAAUAUAAUGAUUAUUCAUUCACCUGCUCUUGUGCCUGUGUUUCAGGUGGUGUUGGAAUCACAUGCUGGCUCGUUGUUUGUAACAAGGUAGUGGCUAUAAUUCUCCAAGCGGUGGCU
Molecule: messenger RNA, 2993 nt
Organism: Coregonus sp. 'balchen'
Lineage: Eukaryota; Metazoa; Chordata; Actinopteri; Salmoniformes; Salmonidae
Source: the annotation of a GenBank genome assembly